Molecule: messenger RNA, 2141 nt
Organism: Neopelma chrysocephalum (saffron-crested tyrant-manakin)
Lineage: Eukaryota; Metazoa; Chordata; Aves; Passeriformes; Pipridae
Product: UPF0577 protein KIAA1324-like
Biological process (GO): autophagosome assembly; positive regulation of vacuole organization
Cellular component (GO): lysosome; extracellular exosome; trans-Golgi network
Source: RefSeq, a predicted model, not a curated record
CGUUGAGGUUCCCCGGCCCCUCACCCCCGUGUCCCCCCCCGGCAGAGCCUGGCUCGGGGUCCUGCAAACCGCGCCCCCCCUGCACGGACAAGGAUUUCUUCUACACCCACACGGCCUGUGACGCCGGCGGGGAGACGCAGCUGAUGUACAAGUGGGCAGAGCCCAAGAUCUGCAGCGAGGAGCUGCCGCAGGCGGCCCGGCUGCCGCCCUCGGGGGGCAGGUCGCGGUGCCCCCCCUGCAACCCCGGCUUUGCCAAGGGCGCCGGGGGCUCCUGCCAGCCCUGUCCCCGCGGCUCCUUCUCCAACGGCUCCGCCUGCCUGUCGUGCCCGCCGGGCACGGAGCCCGCGCUGGGCCUGGAGUACAAGUGGUGGAACGUGCUGCCCCCCAACAUGGAGACCACCGUGCUCAGCGGCAUCAGCUUCGAGUACAAGGGUGUCGCAGGCUGGGAGGUGGCCGGGGACUUCAUCUACACGGCGGCCGGAGCCUCGGACAGCGACUUCAUGAUCCUCACGCUGGUGGUGCCGGGCUUCAGCCCUCCCAGCCCGGUGCUGGAGGACACGGAGAGCCGGGAGGUGGGAAGGAUCACCUUCGUGUUCGAGACCGUCUGCAGCGUGGGCUGCGAGCUCUACUUCAUGGUGGGUGUGAACUCCCGCGCCACCAGCCCGGUGGAGACCUGGAGGGGCUCCACGGGCCGACGGUCCUACACGUACGUGGUGCAGCACAACGGCACCCUGAGCUUCACCUGGGCCUUCCAGCGCACCCCCUACCACCAGCCGGGACGGCGCUACACGGGUGACGUGGCCAAGCUGUACAGCGUCAACGUCACCAACGUGCUGGGGGGGGUGGCCUCCUUCUGCCGCCGCUGUGCCCCCCAGCCCGCGGGCCCCUGUGCCCCCUGUCCCCCCGGCAGCGCCCUGGACCCCACAGGGACCUGCCAGCCCUGCCCCCCCGGCACCAUCCUGCGGGGACCCCCCUCGGGAGGGACCCCCUCGUGCCACCCCUGCGGGCCCGGCACGCGCAGCAACCAGCUGCACUCCCUGUGCUACAACAACUGCAGCCUGUCCCUGUCCCUGCCCGGCCGGACGCUGCUCUACGAGUUCCCUGCACUGGGCGCGGGGCUGGGGGUGGGCACCGGGCCCAGCUUCACCCCCAAGGGGCUGCGCUACAGCCACCGCUUCCAGCUCAGCCCCUGCGGCCACCAGGGCAGGAAGAAGGCCUCGUGUGCCGACUCGGUGCCGCAGGGCCGGGGGGGGGCCCCCACCCGCCGGGUGACGUCCUACGUGUGCCAGGCCAUUGUCGUACCCCCCAAUGGUGCCGGGGCCCGCGGGGCCGUGUCCUCCCAGCCCGUGAGCCUGGGGGACACCCUGCUGGGUGUCACCACCAGCGCGGUGCUGGACGGCGUCGUGUCCCCCCCGGAGCUGUUCCCGGGCAGCCACCCCGACCUGCCCGACGUCAUCUUCUUCUUCAGGUCCAACGAUGUCACACAGCCCUGCACCAGUGGCAGGGCCACCACCCUCCGCCUGCGCUGUGACCCCCUGAGCCCCCCCAGUGGCACCCUGGCUGUCCCCAGCAAAUGCCCCGAAGGGACAUGUGACGGCUGCACCUUCCACCUGCUGUGGGUGUCCCCCCAGGGCUGUCCCCGCUGCGCCCCCUCCCACUACCGGGCCAUCCCCGGUGCCUGCAUUGGGGGCGUCCAGAAAACCACGUACGUGUGGCGGGAGCCGCGGCUGUGCCACGGGGGGGUUGCGCUGCCCCCGCAGGAAUCGCGGCCGUGCCGGAGCGUGGAUUUUUGGCUCAAAGUGGGAAUUUCCACGGGCACGGGCCUGGCCGUGCUGCUGGCCGCGCUCGCCGCCUAUUUCUGGAAGAAGACCCAAAAGCUGGAAUACAAGUAUUCCAAGCUGGUGAUGGACGCGGCGGCGCGGGAGGGAGAGGCGGCGUCCCCCGACAGCUGUGCCAUCAUGGAAGGCGAGGACGCCGAGGACGAGCUGCUCUUUGCCACCGAAAUGUCGCUUUUCGGGAAACUCCGGGCCCUGAAGGCCAAGCGGAUGCCGGACGGGUUCGACUCGGUGCCACUCAAGAGCUCGUCCAGCAGCACCGACCGGGAGCUGUGACGGGGCAGGGGGGGCCCCCUGUGACCCCCA